Periconia digitata is the source of this 1668-nucleotide messenger RNA. Lineage: Eukaryota; Fungi; Ascomycota; Dothideomycetes; Pleosporales; Periconiaceae. The record is from the annotation of a GenBank genome assembly.
CACCUCAAUUGACACAUAAACGCUGCCUAAGAUCUCUCUCUUUCCUGAUCCCACACCAUCUGGGACGCACGCCGACUCUUUGAAAUUUCGCAGGUACAAUCGACCGCUGCAUCUCAAUUCACCCAUAAAUGCUGCCUAAAAUCUCUCUUUCUUGUCCACACAUUACCUAGGACGCACACCGACUCUUGAAGUUUUCGCAGCUAAUAUCGACCGCUGCAUCUCAAUUGAAACGUAAAUACCGCCUACGAUCCCACUCUUCUCACGGCGACAACCACUGACCACACCCUCCACUUCUCCACUCAGAUCCUUGGGUAUCGCCGCAAAAUGGCUCGCCGCAAUCCCAAAGCUGCCAAAUCACCAGAGAAACCCGGAAAGGACAAUGCAAAGCGUCCACCUUCGCCCUCCACCUCGAAUCAACCCACGAGUCGCAAAAAGCCGUGCACCAAGAAGAACACCGACAGGGUCGAACUGUCACAGCCUUCAGAUGAGGUAAAGACAAAAAACACAUCAGAUUCGAAGUCCAAUGCUCCGGCCACUUCUUCAGCUUGUCCACUUGCGAGGUUUCCUGGCCUGGAAGAUUGGGAAGAAUCCGGCGACUCCAAAAAAGUGCUCUCUUCCCCAUCUACUGGAACCCAAAACGCUGCAGAUGAAUUGAUCAAAGACGAGAAAAUGACAGAUGUUACUCCGACAGAACAAUUGGAUGCCACGGCGGGCUCCACCGACGAUACUACCGACAACAUGGAGUCGAUGGGACAGGAAAAAGCGAUUUUUCAGGAAGCAGCUGGAUCGACAAAGCAAGAACAGGAAAUGGAUGGCAUCAAACGAGAACUCCCACUUAGACUCGAUCGUCGCGAAUGGGAUGAACGCGCCAUAUUGUUUUUCGGCAACCAAGGCGAAUGGGGAUGGAUGUCCAACUCCUACCCCUCCACUUUCCGAAUCCAUGGUCUCACGUACCUAAGUAUGGAGCAAUAUUACCAGUAUGAGAAAGCCCGACUGUUUAGAGACUAUGACGCAAUGAAGGCAAUUUUCGAAUCUGCAUCACCAUCCAACGCAAAGCGAUGGGGUAAAAAGGUAAAGAACUUCGACAAAGUGCGAUGGAACAGAGUCUUCCCCACCUGUAUGCAAUGUGGUCUACUCGCCAAAUUCAAACUCGGGGAGAAUGCGAAGGAACUCCAGGAAAAGCUAGUCGCCACUGGCAAAGCGCCCAUCUAUUCCUGCAACCCCUCGGAUAAGCGUUGGAGCGUGGGUCUCAGUGUAGCUCAAGGAAAGCGCUUUUUGGAAAACCGAUCCAAAGCCGCCGGGUCGUCCCAUUGGCCCGGUCGAAACUAUCUCGGAAAGUACCUGAUGCUCGUGCGGAAAGAUUUGGUGGAGGAAGCGAGAGAAAAGGGAAACGCAGGCCUACUCGAGAUCUUCGAGAACGCGAAGUUGGGACGCGGAGCUCCACCCAACAUCAUGAAAAGGGACAACAAAUGGGAUGAUACUGGAGACGAAGAAAUGCUUGAUCGGAACGCAGACAACGAGAACGAGAAAAUGGACUUGGAUGGAGAUGAGUACAGAUAUAAGGAGACGAAAGAGGGCAUCAAGGCCGAGGAUGUGGAUGAUGGAGUCAAGGUCAAGGCUGAAGAGAAUGAUGAAGUCAAGAUCAAGGCUGAAGAGGAUGAACAUUGA